Molecule: messenger RNA, 474 nt
Organism: Echinostoma caproni
Lineage: Eukaryota; Metazoa; Platyhelminthes; Trematoda; Plagiorchiida; Echinostomatidae
Source: the annotation of a GenBank genome assembly
CCACAAUAUCACAUGAUUGUGGAUAUUGUGAACGAUCUUAUUCUCUACGUUGAGCCGCAACGGAAGGCUCAGUCAGAGCGGAAUCGUGUCGCUCUUGGUCUGAUGUCCGAAUCACAAGUUCGAACAGCAAUUCUACGUGACCAGGAAUCUCUACGACAGUUUGUUGCAGACCAACGCAAUCUGGAACGCUACCUGUGGACAGUGGCACGUCAAGUGAUGUCCUCCUUGGACGUGGCCCAGACACAGCCGGUCCUCUUCGGUCCCGGUGAAUCUGUGGCUGGUGGCGCGACCGAUGCGCCUGGGUUAAGUCGAUCUAGGACAGCUGGGUCGGUCCCCAGGAGGCCAUUGCCCAUGAGUAUUCAAUACGUGCAGUUUGCUAGUGGACGUUCCAAUGUGAUUAGGGAGAUAAUCAGUGGUGAUGAGGCCUGGGUUUACAGUUUCGACCCAGAGAUCAAGCAACAGUCAGCUCUUUAG